This is a messenger RNA of Plectropomus leopardus (leopard coralgrouper), 309 nucleotides long. Lineage: Eukaryota; Metazoa; Chordata; Actinopteri; Perciformes; Serranidae. The record is from RefSeq and is a predicted model, not a curated record.
GGCAUCCCUCCCGACCAGCAGCGUCUGAUCUUUGCUGGCAAGCAGCUUGAAGACGGACGCACCCUCUCUGACUACAACAUCCAGAAAGAAUCUACUCUGCACUUGGUCCUGCGUCUCCGUGGUGGUAUGCAGAUCUUCGUCAAGACCCUUACGGGCAAGACCAUCACCCUGGAGGUGGAGCCCAGCGACACCAUUGAGAACGUGAAGGCCAAAAUCCAGGAUAAAGAGGGCAUCCCUCCCGACCAGCAGAGGUUGAUCUUUGCUGGCAAGCAGCUGGAAGACGGACGCACCCUCUCUGACUACAACAUC